Messenger RNA from Rubroshorea leprosula, 1182 nucleotides. NCBI's taxonomy places the organism in Eukaryota, Viridiplantae, Streptophyta, Magnoliopsida, Malvales, Dipterocarpaceae. The record is from the annotation of a GenBank genome assembly.
CAACCCAUCUAGACAGCUCUUGGAAAAAACAAGCUUUUCGGAGGGGGGGAGAGAAAGAGAAAGAGAUUUCUCUCGCCGCUGUGGGAAUUUCUUUUCUUUCUUCACAAAAAUUUCCACCGGAAAUCGUCGAAGGAAAAGCUUUCCGCAGUAGCGUGGAGUUGAUCUCCGAUCAAGAAUUCAUUCAGAAAAAAAAGAAAAGAAAAAAACAAUGGCUCGCUCUUUCUCCAACGCUAAGGUUCUCUCUGCUGUUGUCUUCGAUGGAAUCUCGAACGCGAUCUACAGACGAGGAUAUGCGGCUGCAUCACAAGGAGUUGUCUCGAGUGUAGCGAGAGGAGCAGGAGGAGCAGCAAGAAGCGGCACGGUGGUGAAGAAAACAGGGGAGCAGAUGGCGCCGUCCGGAGAGAAGGUGUCGUGGGUACCGGAUCCAGUCACCGGAUGCUACAGACCGGAGAACACCGCUAACGAGAUCGACGUGGCCGAGUUACGAGCCACGCUUUUGAAGAAGCACUGAAAAAUUCGCACAUAAAAAAUAAAAAGAAAAAAUCAAAAUCAAACCAUCUCUUUUGCUGUUCUCUACUACAAUGAUGGAUCUUGAAAAAUCGGUGCUUCUAUUGGUUCCCCGGAGGCCAUCGGUGCCUUUUUCUUAAGGUAUUGAAGAUUUAGGAGAUUAUUAUUAUUAUUAAUAUAUAUUAACUUAAAUUAGAUGGGAAAAUUGUUAUAGCUUCUGCUUCUCUGUCCUCUCUAGGCUUUGUGUGCUGGGGACAACCAAAACUUAUGAUGUAAUAAUGAAUACUGCCUGUUCUCUGGCUCCUUAUAAUAGAAUUUGAGCAAUUAGUAAAUUAUUUGUAACGGUUUCUUUUCUUUUGCUUUAGUUUUUUUUUUUUAUAUAUAUAAUAAGAAGCAAUUGUUUUUUUCUUUUUUAAUUUUAUUUUACUUGCACCUCAUGAAAUUGAAUCUCAGAUUUUUUAUUUUGAGAGAAAGACUUACUUUAUUCACAUGCUUUACCGUUUUUUUUACAGAUUUUUUUAAUAAGUAUAAUUUCAGGGUAGGGAUGGAAUGGAAUAAGGAAUUUAAAUUAAUUAUUUUAAUACAGUUGAUAGUUAAUAAUUAAUAUUUACGCUCGAAAUGCUGGAGUUUGCACACCUUCACCAGUUGGCCCCUAGCACCAGUUGCAAGUUCUGU